AUUAUUAAGCACGAUAAUUGAUUGUAAAUAAUUAUAGAAGAAAAGAAAAUAAAUGGCCAACAACCUGUUCAGAUAAUUUCAUUAUUUAAAUCGGAUGUGGGGUUAUAUAUAUACAUAUUUCGAUCGGUACCAAGUUGUUUACGGCCCUGACAAAGUUAAAAGAAACCAUUCUACCGUGAUAAAUUCACUAUUGCGCUGAGUGGGGCGCUAUAUACUCGGAGAAAGUACACUUAGUUUAUAUAUACCCGAGCACAGGGGCCAUCGCACGCAUUUUCAAUAUCGCUCUCGCUAAUUACGAUACUCGUGCACACAUACACAUACACACACACAUACACAUAUAUACACACAUUAUAUAUAUACAUAAAUAGAUAGAUAGAUAAUAGAUAGGUAGAUAGAUAGAUAAAUAAAUAAAUAAAUAAAUAAAUAAAUAAAUACACGGUCCACGAGAUCCGAAUUUGUUGGAUCAAAGAUCUUCAUAGAUAGAUAGAUCAUCGACGAAGGAUGACGAUACUCAUAGGAUUCCUGGCGAUUUUCGCGAUCUCAUCGAGGAUCAUACUCGCCGAAUUACCUCCAGGUGUAACUGCUUGUCCACGAACAAGCGAUCUUCCAACUUAUGACAAAUGUGUACUUAAACAAUUGGAAACCAUUACACCAUUCUUAGCUAAAGGUAUACCGUCCUUGAAAUUACCACCUUUGGAUCCGCUUCUUCUGCCAUCUCUAACAGUCGACAGAAAUUUGGAAGCUCUUAAAAUAAAAGCGAAUAUGAGUCAAAUACGUGUUUACGGUGCUACAAAUUUCUUGGUUGAGGAACUGAAUGCCAAUCCCCAUGAUCUAACAGUUUCCAUAAAGGUACAAUUACCUCAUGUUCAUGUAAAAGGUGAUUACGAUGUUCAUGGUAGACUCUUAUUAUUACCACUCAACGGUGCUGGCAGUUUCAAAGGAAAUUUCACCAAUACGGAGGCCAAAGUUAAUGCACAGGGAAAAGAAAUCACCGACAAGGAUGGUAUACAAAGGCUAGAGAUCGAUAAAUUAGAUACAAAAAUUCGUGUUGGCAGUGGAAAUAUUAAAUUGAAGGCACCACCUUCUCAUACUGUAGCUGCUGACGCAGCAGCAACGUUCUUCAAUUCUAAUCCACGAUUAGUUCUUGACAUAGCCAGUCCUAUCAUCGAGGACACAGCCGCAACGAUUAGCAGAGCUUUAGCAGCUCGAGCACUCGGUGUUCUUACGAAAGCUGAGCUGGUGCCCUAAUUUUGAAUUUCUUUACAAUUCUUCUAAUAAGUAUGAUUAGAUAUACAUAUUA
Molecule: messenger RNA, 1300 nt
Organism: Vespula pensylvanica (western yellowjacket)
Lineage: Eukaryota; Metazoa; Arthropoda; Insecta; Hymenoptera; Vespidae
Product: circadian clock-controlled protein daywake-like
Exons: 4
Coding region: 502-1248 (248 amino acids)
Source: RefSeq, a predicted model, not a curated record